UGUGCGCCACACGUUUUUAACUCUAAGGAGGGGGCAGAUUUACUCAGAAUUUAACGCACUUGGCACAGGACCAAUUACGUAGGUUAAUAUUUAACAGGCAUAGUCCCUUGCUUUCGGCACAUUUCUUCUCGUCAGUCAACUAGGAGAAACGCUGCCGACAAAUUUCUCUUUAUAGGGUUCCAUUUAAUUUUAAGAUGAUGCCGAAGUCUAACGGCGGACGAGCUAAAAAUCCACCUCCUAGCAGCGCAAAACCCCGAACUCUUCCGAGAGUGAAAAGCCCGAUUGCAUCCACCCCACUAACAAAAGACCCUGCUCCGUCCACACACAAACCGACUGCAAGUCUCGAAACUAAAACCCGUCCGCACCCAAAAGAGCCGACUGCUAAACAGACUGGAACUUCUCCAAAGUCUACCCGUCACCCAGCUCCGAAAACCAGACCGGACAAGAGAUCAGAGGGUCCUGAAAAGAGGGCCUGCCGAGCAUUAGCAACCGACAGCCCGAGUGGUCCCGUGAAGAAGGGUGGUGCCGGAUUUAAGAAAGUCACUUCUGGAAACAAAGAUCUGUUGGGAGUCUUGGAAAGCUUGAAGAUCAGCAAGCAAUCGAGGUCUAAGGCGACAGAUAAAGUUAAUGAUGUGAUUGACUCCAUUGUUAAACACGUUAAAACAUCCAGCGAAUACUUCCAAGACAUCGCAAAACUUCCUACUGGUAGUUACUAUGAGAAUGUCAAGAUUUCUGAACCAGAUGAAUUUGACAUUAUGCUGACUAUACCUGUCCAUAGAGUGCAAUUGGAACAAUUUGAUUCAGGGGGCGCUUUCUACAGUGUGUCGUUUAAAAGAAAUCCCAGAAGUCCUCUGGAGCACUUCUUAUUGAAGGAUGGGACGCUGUCUGCACACAACAUGCUCUUCGAAUUCAGGAAGCAUGUAAAAGAAGCGACAAAAUCACAGAAAGAUGUACAGGUUGAGAGGAAGAGAAAGGGGUGCCCUGCUGUUACCUUACAGGUCAAGGAAAUCUCAGUGGAUAUCGUCCUGGGGCUGGAAGUCCAUUCAAUGAGCUGGCCACCAAUGACGAAAGAUGGCUUCAACAUUGUUGACUGGCUGGGGACCAAAGUGAAAAAGGACUUUAAGUUAAAACCUUUCUACCUUGUGCCAAAAUAUGUUGGCAAAGGAUGGGAUGAAAAGGAAGGAAUCUACGCAAGGGAUGUAUGGCGUAUUUCAUUCUCCCACAUUGAGAAGGCAAUUCUGAGGAAUCAUGGCAGUACAAAGACCUGCUGUGAGUCCGGGGGUUCAAAGUGUUGCAGGAAACAAUGUCUCAAACUUCUGAAGCACUUACUAAACGAGCUGAAAAAGAAGCACCCCAAGGAACUGUCCAAGUUCUUCUCCUAUCAAGCAAAGACAGUUUUGCUGCACGGCUGUGUCAAGAGACCGAAGGACAGCCAGUGGGAGUUGGCUCAUCUUGAUGACUGUUUUCAGCAGCUUUUGGAUGAUUUCAUUAAGCAUCUAAAAACAGGGAGCCUUCCUCAUUUUUUUGUACCCACUUACAAUCUUUUAGAGUCCUGCUCUGAUUCAAAAAAGCAAGAGUUCCUAAUAAACUGUAUUGAUUCUGAAAGGAACAACAUGUUUCCAAUCUUUAAGUAAGUAUGACCAGACUAUAUUAAGUCUGGUUCUGACUUCAAAGAAAAAUAAUAAAAAAAAAAAACAAUUAAAAAUUGCUACAUUUAAACAAAGUUUGUUGGAAAGUAUUACUGUUAAAGUGAGUAGUUUAUUGAUUCAUUAUUUUAUAUUUACAAACUAUAGAAAACAUUUUCAGUUAUAUAUCAGUGUAAGAAAUGUGUCUUCAUUUGCAUGUAACUUUUUGAGAAAAAGUUUUUUAUUGUGAAAUAAACAUUGAAGUAUAGACGCAUUGUCAGUUGUUAAUAUACCGAGGACCUUUAGAUUUUUUUUCAGCACAGUACUGGCAUCUAAAUCACACCCUAUGCUGUAGACCAUUAUAGAUAAACUGAGCAGAUUUAAGAUUUAACCUUGUUUUCAUUAACAUAUUCUAAUAAAAGUUAUGUCCAGUGAUUAAA
Messenger RNA from Polyodon spathula (Mississippi paddlefish), 2065 nucleotides. It is a transcript of the gene cgasa, whose product is annotated as cyclic GMP-AMP synthase a. Gene Ontology annotation, biological process: cellular response to exogenous dsRNA; positive regulation of defense response to virus by host; DNA damage response. Gene Ontology annotation, molecular function: double-stranded DNA binding; chromatin binding; 2',3'-cyclic GMP-AMP synthase activity. The record is from RefSeq and is a predicted model, not a curated record. Bases 195 to 1634 code for a protein of 479 amino acids. The transcript has 5 exons. NCBI's taxonomy places the organism in Eukaryota, Metazoa, Chordata, Actinopteri, Acipenseriformes, Polyodontidae. Gene Ontology annotation, cellular component: cytosol; nucleus; site of double-strand break.